Molecule: messenger RNA, 1911 nt
Organism: Trypanosoma rangeli
Lineage: Eukaryota; Euglenozoa; Kinetoplastea; Trypanosomatida; Trypanosomatidae
Product: trans-sialidase
Exons: 1
Coding region: 1-1911 (636 amino acids)
Biological process (GO): oligosaccharide catabolic process; ganglioside catabolic process
Cellular component (GO): intracellular membrane-bounded organelle; membrane; cytoplasm
Molecular function (GO): exo-alpha-sialidase activity
Source: RefSeq, a predicted model, not a curated record
AUGCCCCGGCAGCUGUUUUCUUCUCCAGUGCUGCUGCUCUGCGUUCUGUUGAUAUUCUCCGGUGGUCACAAAGCUGAGGCCAACUCGAAUUAUGAGCAACUGCCAGAUGGAGUUGAUGUGUUUUCGUCGCAGCAGCAACCUGGCCACAACUUUGAUGCUCCCUCACUUGCGGAGGUCAACGGGGUUCUGAUUGCCGCCGUUCAUGCUCACUGCUCCAGGUGCGAAGAUGGUUUCUCCAAAAUUGUGGAAAGGCACACGCUGACAAAUGAGUGGAGGACGCAGGAGAAGUGGAGGACGCAGCGGGUAACGUGGGGCUUUGAUACGCCCUACUCCAGCGUUUCGGUGUUUAACCCAGCAAUGGCCGUGAAGGAAAAUAAAGUAUAUCUUUUGUUCAAGCAAGAUGAGGAAAGGAAGAGUUCCGGGAGUUCGAACUGGGUCGACACAUUUUCAGGUGUUCGUCUCUACACUGGCACACGCGCAGCGGGCAGCGCCGAAGGCGACAAGCUAAUUCGUUGGAGUUACUCCGGAAAGGUGUUUGGGCACAUCUUUAACGAACUUGGGAAGAAUUUUGAGAGACAUUAUAUGACCGGUGCAGGCUCUGGCGUUGUGAUGGUGAACGGCACCGUCGUGUUCCCCAUGGAGGCAUUGAACGAUAAGACACGAGAGUACAUCUCCACGAUUGUCUCCUUAUCAAGCGACGGCAAACGAGGGACCAUGGCGAAAGGUGUGCCCAACACAGGCUGCUCAUACACAACCGUCGUGGAGAAGCAGGACGGAGAGCUCCUCAUGAUGAUCUCCUGCAGGGAUGGGGUGCGCCGGGUGUACGAGUCCAGCGACAUGGGGGAGACGUGGACGGAGGCGCUCGGGACGCUUUCACGCGUGUGGGGAAACUCGCCCCAUCGCACUGGGUACGGCGACCAAGACGGUCUCGUGACCGCGACUAUUGAGGGAAAGAAGGUGCUCCUGCUUACACACCCGGUGUAUCCCAAUAAUGGAGGAUUUUUUGCCAACCGAAUCCACCUUUGGCUUUCCGAUGGUGCCCACAUCUUUGACGUUGGCCCGAUAUCUGUCGAGAGCAAAUACAAUUCCGCUUCCAGCACUCUGCUGUACACCAACGGCGAGUUGUUUUCGCUCUACAAGCGGAGCGACCACGGCAGGGAGCGCUUUGUUCUUGUGGGGCUUGGCGAUCAGCUGAAUCGCACAAAAGAGGUGCUGGCAAGGUGGAAAAGGCUGGACAAUGAUUCCUCCAAGCUCUGCGGGUCCUCGGAUGUGGGUAGUGCGUGUGGCGCUUCCAGGCUGGUUGGCUUUUUGUCCAAUACAAGCUCUGCCACCCACUGGGACGACGAGUAUCUCUGCGUGAAUGCAACGGUGCAUGGUGCGACGAAGGUCGAGCACGGCUUUAACUUCAGCGGGGUCAAUUCGUGGGCGAGAUGGCCCGUGGGCGAGCAGGGGCAGAACCAGCGGUACCACUUCGCCAACUACAACUUUUCUCUUGCGGCGACAGUAACCGUCAAUGAGCUGAAAAAGAAUGCCUCGGUGUUUGGUGUGAAGUUUGACAGCACCGUCAGCACACGCAACCGCCUUGGAUUGUUGUGCAGCAGCGAGAAUAAGUGGGUGGUGAGAAGCCGAACUGGGGAGAGGAGGUUGGUGCACGCCCCCGCGUGUGAGUCCAAUAAACAAUACCACGUGCUUCUCACACGUGAAGAUGACAGGUUUUCCUUCUACGUUAACGGCGAGUCACUGACGCUUGAGGAAGGGCAAAACGAGGUGCCGAAGAGCAGGGAAAACGAGGAGAUCACGUACUUCUACUUUGGGGCAGACGAUGACAUGAGUGACGCUGACGGAAGUGUAACGGUGAAAAAUGUUCAGUUGUACGACCGCGCAUUUGUUCCGGAGAAGCGCUAUCUGUAA